AUGACCCCGACAAAAGCGCUAUCAGCUUUGGAGAAGCUACCUGUCGAGAUCCUGGAGGCUAUCAUUGUUUGGUUGCAGUUUCCGGACAUUUGCAGCCUUCGUUUGGUCUCACGAACCAUAGCCGCCAAAUCGGUUCAAAAGACGUUGAAGGGAUACUUCGCAAGCAAGACAGUGGACUGGACAUCAGCAACACAGGUGCAGGAAUUGGUACAGCUUACACAGCCUCACCGGGUGGGGUGCCUUUUGCAGAAUCUGUCUAUUAUCGGUACAGCGCCGUCGCAUAUCACGCCGUCUAACAAGGAUAUUCUCACCGAGGCUUUUAUAAACCUCCGACUAAAUUCAGUAUACGGGGGUUUGAAAUCCAUUAUCCUCUCAGUCCAAGGCAGAGAUGAUAGUGGCGAUAUCAUACCCUCGAAAAAGGUCCAUGAGUGGAAGCUAGUGUGGCAAACAGCAUCCCAGACUUUUAAAAUUGCCUGUCGAGCCCUUGCAGACAGCGCCCUCCACGUCGAAAGGCUGGAUGUAUUCGCCAGUAUUACUCGUUGCAGUCUGGCUUGUAACAAAAUAGCACCGGUUCUAGAUUAUACGAACAUGUCUAGAGCAUUAGCGAACUUGACCAGCGUCUCGUUAAGUUUAUCGCAUCACAUUGGGGAUGACCUGGGGAGUGAUUCCGAGAGCGAGUCAUUCGAUUCUAUUGGCCAUAGCCAACGCUAUACCAGUGACAUUAGGCGCUUUUUAGAAUUAUGCUCCCACCUCGAAACCCUUGAGCUACAUUGGUACAACCUGCCACGCAAGUCGAACCAAAUCGAAGCACAGAAAGAAGAGAGACAUUUCUUCAAUGAGAUUGUGAAAUUAGACCGUCUAUCUCAAAUACGGCAUUGUCGACUAUACGGUACCGACACUAAUGAGGCUGCGCUUGUUUCAUUUUGCAAGCAGGCGACACAACUUUGCAGCUUAACCCUAGAGUACAUUCACCUAACAGAGGGCAAAUACGAAUAUGUGUUCAACUGUCUGGCCAACCAGUUACCAAACUUGGACUAUCUUCACCUGGGUGACCUUUAUGAACAGCGUGUGAUCUACUUUGAUGAUCCUGGAACAGCGAGGUUCUCAUACACGUCAGGUUCUAAUGGGCCAGAAGUCAUUACAAGAACAGGAGUAGACUGCCAACACCCAAUCGGUUAUCACCAGAGAAGAGGUCGACCUAAGGGUUCUCCAGGACUUUUGAAAUGGACUAGAAAGAACAGGCUGCUAUAUGGUCCCCCGGAUGCGGUGACAUCAUACCAUAGCAGACUCUCAAAAAGAAGGCGACCCUAG
Messenger RNA from Talaromyces rugulosus, 1311 nucleotides. RefSeq lists its product as uncharacterized. The record is from RefSeq and is a predicted model, not a curated record. The transcript has a single exon. The coding region runs from base 1 to 1311 and encodes 436 amino acids. Gene Ontology annotation, molecular function: protein binding. NCBI's taxonomy places the organism in Eukaryota, Fungi, Ascomycota, Eurotiomycetes, Eurotiales, Trichocomaceae.